Messenger RNA from Zasmidium cellare ATCC 36951, 969 nucleotides. RefSeq lists its product as uncharacterized. Gene Ontology annotation, biological process: S-methylmethionine cycle. Gene Ontology annotation, molecular function: S-adenosylmethionine-homocysteine S-methyltransferase activity; zinc ion binding. The transcript has a single exon. The record is from RefSeq and is a predicted model, not a curated record. Lineage: Eukaryota; Fungi; Ascomycota; Dothideomycetes; Mycosphaerellales; Mycosphaerellaceae. The coding region runs from base 1 to 969 and encodes 322 amino acids.
AUGCUCUCCAAAACUGAUUUCGACAAUCUCCUCACAUCUCAAGGCCCACUCGUCAUCGAUGGCGCCCUGGCCACUGAACUAGAAGUCCGCGGCCACGACCUGAACCAUCCCCUGUGGUCGGGGAAAAUUCUUCAAGACGAGCCGAAGAGUAUAGAGAAUGUUCAUCUGGAUUACUAUCUCGCCGGAGCGGAUGUGGCUAUCACAGCAUCUUAUCAAACGGCCACGCAAGGGCUGACAGAUCACUUUCGAAUCAGCGAGGAUGAAGCGAAAGCGCUGAUCAGACGCAGCGUGGAAGUUGCACAGAACGCUCGGAGAGAAGCAUACGAUCGAGGGGUCAGCACUGCGAGCACCCUGCUCGUUGCUGGGAGUGUGGGUCCCUAUGGUGCGUAUCUGCACGACGGCUCUGAGUACCGUGGAGACUAUGUCCGGACGCAGGAGGAGUUCAAGGACUUUCAUCGACCGAGAAUUCAGGCUUUGGUCGAGGCGGAAGUAGAUCUGCUUGCACUUGAGACGAUUCCGAGCUUGGACGAGAUCAAGGCACUGCUCAGUCUUCUACAAGAGGAGUUCCCAGACGCUAUUGCCUGGUUGAGCUUCACGACAAGGGAUGCUGGACAUCUCGCUGACGGAACCUCAUGGAAAGAGGCCUUUGUGGUUGUCGAUGACCACAGGGCGCAAGUUGUCGCUAUAGGGGUGAAUUGUGUGCCACUGGCUGGUGUUACUGAGACACUGCAAGGCAUGGGAGCGCAGACUGACAUCCCGCUGCUGUGCUAUCCCAACUCCGGAGAGAAAUUCGACUCAGCGACCAAUUCAUGGCAUGGUGAGCGACCGGACGAUGUUCUAGGCAAAUCCAGCGAGCAGCACUUCGAUACCAAGCCAUGGACAUCAGCCGGUGCGCAACUCAUUGGGGGAUGUUGCCGGACAGGACCAGGGUUCGUUACCGCGAUAUCAUCCGACUUGCGUGCUUUGUGA